AUGUCCUCCACUGCAGCGGAACGACGCCAAGUCUUCUUAGCUUGUAAGGGUAAGGCGAUCUUCUCUGGCCCUUAUGCCUCAUAUCGAAAUACAGGUGCUAUUAUCAAACGCAUUGUGAAACAUAAAACCUCACUCCGCGCUUUAUUUCCCAAAUUUUCGGUCGGGAGAGUUUGUCGUAUCUCCAAGGAACUGCUGGAGGCUGGCGUAUUCGAAUCAGACAUCAAAGCUCAGCUGAUAUUCCCUGAUCUUCUUGCGCCGUCCACGACGAAAGAGAGAGAACACAAUGCUUUUGAAGACGAGGCAGCCCAUACGCAAGCGAAGACUGUCAAAGAGGUUGAUUCGGUAUGUGAGGAAGAGGAAAGCGAGAUCAAACAAUCUCCUUCCAUAUCAAUGUCUAUGAAGGUAGAGACUUCUGUGGAAGAAGAGACUCACGCCAACCAGGAAAAUACCUCCGUACCCCUGCCCCCACCCUCAGCUGAGCCGGAGCUGCCCAUUCCGUCACUACACCCAUCGUACUUCCCAUACCAUGCUCAGCAUUCUAUCCUGUCACAAGUCCAGCAAGUACUGGAGGAAGGCUGUUUUGACUUUACGAAGAAAUGGCUGCCUUCAGAACUUGAAGACAAUGGAUGGGAUUGCGCCGCAGCGGUAGAGCUCACAAAAUGGACAAAAUUGUUUAAGAAGUGGUCCUCACAGCUUCCGGAUGGCUCAUUGCAAUGCAGUGGCCCGGAGUUUCAUGCACGUCUUGCUGAGGUUGCUGGAAUUCGACACACUGCAGUCCACCGAGCCCCAAUAACAGCUAGAGCAGUUGACGCAUUUAUCGUUUCGGCUGUGAGACUGACGGAAGCUUUGCGGGAUUCACAGCGCACGUCACAACUGGAGAAUCUUCAUCUCGAUAUUCAAGCCAAGGUCAAUGCGAUGGAGUUUAGCAAGAACGCGCUUGAAGGGGACCUCCGCCGUGAGUGGGAAGCCAUACAGCGGCAAGGAGAAGAGCUGGAAAGGAAGAAGGUGGAACUUCUAGCAAAGACUAUCGCCAAUGAUAAUGAGAUUAAAGUCCUUACGGGGCUCAUGGUUAAGAAGUCAAUCGAAAGGAUCUUUCUUGGUGGGACUCAUGAAAAUAGCUCAACUGGCUUUGUAACAGCUGAUGAGAAGGUGGAAGGUGACUGA
Molecule: messenger RNA, 1164 nt
Organism: Aspergillus oryzae RIB40
Lineage: Eukaryota; Fungi; Ascomycota; Eurotiomycetes; Eurotiales; Aspergillaceae
Exons: 2
Coding region: 1-1164 (387 amino acids)
Source: RefSeq, a predicted model, not a curated record